ACCCUUCCUGCCUAUGCUAUGGCUGGAUGAACACAGAUGUGAGGGGAUUUGAACCAUCUACAAUCAAUCCAUAUGUGACCAAUGGAGGAGAAGCAGCCCCAAAAGACGAAGGAACCCUCAAAAGAAGAUGAGCCUCAGCAGAAGGAGAUGCCAACCCAUUUGUCCUUAGGAGCAGAGUCAAAGGCAGAGGCUAAAACUCCAGUUCUGGUUGAGACACAGACAGUGGACAAUGCCAAUGAGAAAUCAGAAAAACCCCCAGAAAACCAAAAGAAGCUCUCUGACAAAGAUACGGUAGCCACCAAGAUCCAGGCCUGGUGGCGGGGCACCCUGGUGCGUCGGGCACUGUUGCACGCAGCCCUCAGUGCCUGCAUCAUUCAGUGCUGGUGGCGGCUGAUACUGUCCAAGAUUCUGAAGAAGAGGCGGCAGGCAGCGCUAGAGGCCUUCUCCCGGAAGGAGUGGGCAGCAGUCACACUGCAGUCCCAGGCCCGCAUGUGGCGCAUCCGCAGACGCUAUUGCCAGGUGCUCAAUGCUGUUCGCAUCAUCCAGGCUUACUGGAGGUGCCGCUCCUGUGCUUCCCGGGGGUUCAUCAAGGGCCAGUACAGAGUCACAGCCAACCAGCUGCAUCUCCAGCUGGAGAUCUUGCUGGACUCAGGGCCUUGCAUUGUGACAGAGUGUAUUCCCUUCUCAAUAAAGGAAUGAAGUGGUCUUUUCCA
This is a messenger RNA of Homo sapiens (human), 713 nucleotides long. It is a transcript of the gene IQCF1, whose product is annotated as IQ motif containing F1. Gene Ontology annotation, biological process: positive regulation of flagellated sperm motility involved in capacitation; positive regulation of acrosome reaction. Gene Ontology annotation, cellular component: acrosomal vesicle. Lineage: Eukaryota; Metazoa; Chordata; Mammalia; Primates; Hominidae. The transcript is spliced from 4 exons. Bases 82 to 699 code for a protein of 205 amino acids. The record is from RefSeq and is marked validated. Gene Ontology annotation, molecular function: calmodulin binding.